AUGACAUCUGAAGUCUUUCCUGCAACUCGCACCCACUUUGAUUCAAAUGCCUACUUCACCGAUCUUGUGGAAGAUCUCGUCUCCACGGAUGGUUUAGGCGAGCCCCCGACUGGUCUCACCUCCAGUAAGAACUUUAUCCAGAAACUGGAGUUUCUACGCCGAAUGGACAGUGGCCCGCUGCAACAGACGCGUUACAGUCCACGCGCCGGAGGUAGACCUCAUGAGGUGGACUACCAAUCAAGCCUACUGACCCACCUGGUUUCCAUGACCUUCCCCGGGACCGGAGAAUCUCUUUUGCAUCUGGCGGCCAGGUAA
Messenger RNA from Dibothriocephalus latus, 315 nucleotides. Lineage: Eukaryota; Metazoa; Platyhelminthes; Cestoda; Diphyllobothriidea; Diphyllobothriidae. The record is from the annotation of a GenBank genome assembly.